This is a messenger RNA of Paramecium sonneborni, 425 nucleotides long. Lineage: Eukaryota; Ciliophora; Oligohymenophorea; Peniculida; Parameciidae. The record is from the annotation of a GenBank genome assembly.
AUGGAUAAUGAUAUAUUUGCUAAUACUCAUAGACAUGGUAAUAGAAUAUUAUAAAUGGAAAUAGUUCAAGUUAAAUAAAAGCAGGGUUUGCAGGAGAUGAUAAAAAAAUGUGAUAUUCAAUUCAUAGGAAAUAAUUUGAAAAAUAAUUAAGCAUUGGGAGGUCAAAAUAUAUGGCAUUAAUUGAAGCAACUAAAUGUUAAAAAAUAUAUGUAGAAAAUUAAAUAGCGCAUUAUACUAGAGAAAUGAUGAAAAUAAAAUAUCCAUAUCAAAUGGAAGUAAUAAAUAAUCUGAAUGAUAUGGAUUAAAUAUGAAAACACACAUUCUAAGAAUUCACAAAAACUAUAUAUUAGAAAUUAAUAUUGUAAGGCAGAAUUCGAAAUUAUCAAGAAGAUCAAAGAGAAAAGUUGUUUUUUAAAUCUAGCUAU